This is a messenger RNA of Sphaerulina musiva SO2202, 537 nucleotides long. RefSeq names its product 40S ribosomal protein S29. Bases 76 to 246 code for a protein of 56 amino acids. The record is from RefSeq and is a predicted model, not a curated record. Gene Ontology annotation, biological process: translation. Gene Ontology annotation, cellular component: ribosome; cytosolic small ribosomal subunit. Gene Ontology annotation, molecular function: zinc ion binding; structural constituent of ribosome. The transcript has 4 exons. Lineage: Eukaryota; Fungi; Ascomycota; Dothideomycetes; Mycosphaerellales; Mycosphaerellaceae.
CAAACCACCCAGCGCCCACCACGACCUCCAACGAUUCGCUUUCCCUCCAAACAGCGACAGAGCACUACCGCAAUCAUGUCUCACGAAUCUGUCUGGUACUCGCGCCCGCGCACCUACGGCAAAGGAGCAAGAGCUUGCCGUGUCUGCACUCACAAGGCUGGUCUGAUUCGCAAGUACGGCCUCAACAUCUGCCGUCAGUGCUUCCGUGAGAAGUCCACAGACAUCGGUUUCACCAAGCACCGCUAAGUGCGCGUUGGCUGGACUGGGAAGGCGAAAGGACUUGAUGGGACACGAAAGCAACAGGUUCUCUGGACGAGGAGCAAGAUUGCGGCAUAUCAGGAACGGCGUUCUACAAGAUGGUGGCUGCUGUAAUGGAUGCGCUCUACAACAACGUAGGCAAUAGCUCGUCCGCAGCUGCAAUGAUUUGAAGUCAAAGAAGACCCUCGCAUUCCUUCAUCAUCUGAACAAACCUCACACCCUUUGCCGAGUUGAUACUCACAGCGACCAUGUUGCCUACACAAUUGCAAUGAAUAGCAC